ACACAGAAACUUCGUGCGUCAUCAUCUAACGUCAUGAUGCCAUGGCUGCACCGGAAGCGGUCCAAUUUUGGCAAACAGUAAAAUAACAUCUCAAGUGCUUUAACCCCACCUAGAUGCGGAGACUCUUACCGUGAGGUUUGGGACAUGUUUGGUAAAGACAACGUCUGGUGUCCAGGCAGCCGAGCGCGGCGCUGACCUCGUCACUUCUGUAGCAGAGGUGGCCACCCGUCCAGACACUCGAGUCAGACCACGACGUGAACGUCACCAGCUUGCCAACGAUGUCUGCCACCGCUGUACAGCAGUCCAUGGACAGCAGACAGGGGCUUGAGCUUUGCCUGGCCGACAACGUGCACUCUCCGGAACCCUGUCAACCCUCGGCUACACACACAAACAAACCAAGUUCCGGCCCGUGGGACUCGGGCAGCGGGGAGUUCCAGAAGACAGCCUUAACAGACCAGAAAGAAAUUAGCGACAGCACCCGAGGCCGCAGCACAAACACGCCUGGACCUGAAAGUUUUAGUUCGGAUAAAUUUAACUCGCCGGCUCAAUUCAUAGAAUACACGCCAAAGUCGGGCUCGUACGAAAGCAAUUACUUUAACAACCGGUCCAAUUCUGGAACAUUCUAUGACAAGCCGCUCAACGGGUGCUACACGUCAAACUUUAGCAGCAUCGUAUCCAGCUCAAAUAAAGAUAAGUUCAACGUAGAUGAUUUCAUGCGGGAUGUCAAAAGUGGGAAAUAUUCGAACGGCGAAACCAUAGCGCCGGAUGUUGACAGCGUUCAAGGGGAGAGCAGCCAGCCUGAGAUGAACAAUUCGCCAACAAACUCGCCAACACACUCGCCAUCUGAGACCACCAACGGCACCCAGUCCGGCUCGUCCUCUGGCACCGUGUCUAGACAAGAUUUCAGUUUUGAGUCCAGUGAGUUAGGUCUAAAGUUAAAGUCCACUCUCCAGUCCGAGUUUUUGUCCCGAGAGUUCAAGCCCAGUUCAGGUGGCGGGGGUCGUUCUAUCGACGACAUCAUGAGGGACUACGGGGUCAGCUCCAGGCCUUAUUCUUCCGCUGACUCCUACACACGCAGCUAUCUCUCGUCUUCUCUUGGCUACAUGAACGUCUCGGCCAACAACGAAAGCUCCAAAUUCCCACCAGGUAGUAUCGAUACCUUAAGUUUAAGCCGUAUAGGACACACCGUAAACAACAACCACCCAGAAACAUUAGGUACUUACAGCGAAAUAUCGAUCAGAAGCAACAACUUUUCAAGUAGUAUCGAUAUCCCCAAGGGUUCGAGCACAUCGGUAGAAGAGGGACCGCAGUCCGUGGUGGGCAUCAACAAUGUCUCGCAGAACAACGAGACGGUUCCCGAGGAGGAACACGAUAUGAGGAACUUCGGCUCCUCGGUCGACUACUCCACGGCCAUCAACUACAGGAGCAUGUCCACCACCUCUCAGCGCUACACCUCCAUCACCGACCUCGGCAAAGUCGGGCCGUACUCCGGGGACAUCACCCUCAAGCCGACUACCAGCAAGUACAGCUCAGUCGAGUCUAAGAAAUCGGAAAUUGUUCUCGAACCUUCGGGUAGUGGUACGUCUAAACAAACCAGCGUCGACUACGUCAAGCCGGUGCCUGACACGAACAAGUACCACGGCACGGUUUACUACGGGGAAAUGGCUAAAACUUUGCCGUCAUCUUGGGGCACGGGUUCACAGUAUCCAUUCAACAGUCACGUUGGAUCGACUUCAGACGCCCUGGGCUUCUCCUUACAAGCAGAAAGACAGAGACUACGGAACAUUGACGCGAUGAUAUCAACUACUCCCUUCCAUUCGCGGGCCCAUGACAUUCCUUACUCUUCAAGGUUUGUAACGGGGCAUAACUUCGGCUCGAGUGAGUUAGAAGGGCGUAGGAGAUAUUCGUCGCCACAUUUCACCCCUAUAUCCACGCGAGUGGAAUGGUCCAGCACGCGAGGACACACCCCCAUGGGAAAAUCUACCUCUGCACCCAAUGAGCCAUCCCGUAACUUACACGCUACGGGUUCCUCUGUGGACGCUUCGUACCUGGGCGGCAACAACUUCCAGUAUAACAACUGCACCUACAACCCUUCCCUUGCACAUAAAACAAGCGAUAAAAAGACAUCGGAAAACAGUAGGGGGCAAACACCCAAAGAAAGUUGUCCGUUUAAAAAUCUGAAGAAGAGAGAUCCGAAGGGCGGAAGCUGCUCACCCGUACGUAACGCUCUGUCUCGGCCAACAUCGGACGCUGUUGUAUCGCUGCGCGACAAGAGGAGCCAGGGGAAGAUGGUGCAUCGCGCGGCCAGCUGCUCGCGGAAGAAAGAGAAGCUCGAUGAAUACAAAAUAGGAAACGUUUUUGAGUUUGUCAAAGAUUUAAAUAAAAUGUGGCAGCAGAGUAUAGCGGGAGAAGGGGGGAAGAAGGUGAAAGUUUUAUCCAAGUACCAACCGUACCAGCCUACAUCGACCACGAGCGUCAAGUCCCCCACCGAUAAACGCGGGGCCUUCGACAGAUCUACCGGCCAGAUCCGACCUCAAAAAAGUCAAAGCUGCCGGGUCUCGCGUGAAAUCUACGAGAUGGCUGGAGAGAAAGAAAAUCUAUCCGGUCGGGAAAACAGCAUUAAAAACAAAAGGGUCAAGUCUGCUAAAUCUUUCACCGCGGAAACAACAACGCCUAAAUCGAUUCUAAAACAACCCAGUAAAGUCGUCGCCUCCCGAUCAGUCUCCGUGACCCCCAACAAAUCCCUGACGAGGAAUACCCCAACCCCAGCGCGUUUCCCUGGCAACCAACUAACCACUGCUCAGAUGUUUGCCGGGUUAACUUUGAAGAAAAAAACAACCACCAGCAAGAACAACCGAAAAUCACAAGCUGCUGCUAAAGCUUCAAAUAAAAUCAAACAAAAAUGAUGUUUUGUUACGUGAAAAUAAUCAACUAUAGUUCACUAUACUUUUCCGAGGACGCAAACUUUUCAACUGGAUAUUUUACCCUUUUGGCGGGCAAUAAUUUUUUACUAUGAAUAUGACUCAAAUGUCACCACUUGUAAAAGUAUACAAGGUCCUUGUUCCUAGACACACAGCUUGAUACUAAAAUUUAAAAAUCGCGCUCAAUUUUUGGUGGAGAUCAAUACAACAUGGCCGGUUUAUAAAAUGAGUAUAAACUACAGCAAAUGUGGACAACUCGAAUCAAUAACUGACCGAGAGAUUUUUUUCUUUUUAGUUAAUCAAGCUGCAGAAAUCAGCCCAAGGCAGUCGUCUUUUAGAAAACAUCUUUUAUCUACCGCGAAGUGAAACUCUUUAACAACAAAAAUCACUUCUGUGCUACUGGGUCGGAUUUUUAACUUAGUAAUUUAGAAAUGCUUAAAUUAAAAUUAUGUAUCUGUUGCAACUUC
Molecule: messenger RNA, 3388 nt
Organism: Physella acuta
Lineage: Eukaryota; Metazoa; Mollusca; Gastropoda; Physidae
Source: RefSeq, a predicted model, not a curated record